Molecule: messenger RNA, 705 nt
Organism: Melampsora larici-populina 98AG31
Lineage: Eukaryota; Fungi; Basidiomycota; Pucciniomycetes; Pucciniales; Melampsoraceae
Exons: 7
Coding region: 1-705 (234 amino acids)
Source: RefSeq, a predicted model, not a curated record
AUGUUUACUUCUACUUUAGUCACCUUUAUUAUGAUGUUAUCUGUCAUAGCAGAGAAACCCAAACCUAAUGCUCAGCCUAUCUGUGUUAAUCUUUUUAACAAAUCUACGCCUCCAACCUCCAAAUCGACUGUCCCAACGGGCCACAAACUAUCUGUUAACUCGGUGGAUUCAACAGCUCAGAGACGGAGCUUGGAUCUCGAGGAGGAUGGUACAGAGUUGGAAACUAGUGUAAAUCCAAACAAUGUCUUGGCGGUAAAAGGAGGCGGCGAACAGCAAAAGGGAAAGACGCCCGCUACGAAGUUGAGAUUUAAAACAACUGCCCCGGUCGAUUGGCUAAAAAGUGACAACAGUCCAUGUGGCCCUUAUAAGACUGAGGCAGUCAUGGGUGCAUGCUUAUGGCAAGGUAAGGAUCCAUCGGGUGCCGACGCUUCAAAGGCUGGUUGGUUGAGUGGAGCUGCUACAAAGAUGUGUGGGCAAGAGCUUUCCGUUGCUCGUGCUGGAAAACCAAAUGAUAUAAUCACUGUUAAGGUCAUAGAUGCUUGUUCCUUCAAUAUUAAAAUGGAAAAAGCAGGAUGUAAUCAGAUCUACUUAUCUAAAAAGGCCUUUGAUGCAUUGAAACCUACAGCGGUUGAAGCAGAAAAAGGAUCUAUGAGUGAUUUGAUUUGGGAUAUAAAAGCACCAGCCACCGGAAAAGCCACACAUUGA